CGCCUAGCGAAACUGCUUCCUGCAGGAGGAGAGGGAAACAUCAACUGGUUUGACCUUGACCCGGCCACGCUGCUCGAUGACCUUACGUGGGAGGUCCAGGUCUUCCAGCCGAAAUGUGUCAACCCGGACUAUCCCGAUCUACACUUUGAGGGAAUCCUGAUUCUACCGAAGCCAUCUGAGACAGAGAAGGAGGGGAGCAAGGCGGGAGAAGCUGGGAAACCUCCUCUCAUUAUCUUUCCUCAUGGUGGCCCUCACAGCGUACACCUCGCCGGCUGGAACCUCUACGUCGCCGGGUUCGCUAGACUCGGAUUCGCCAUGAUGCUCGUGAACUACCGCGGUUCCACCGGGUUCGGGGACGACGGAAUCUUCUCCCUGCUGGGGAACUGUGGCAAGCAGGAUGUGGCAGACUGUCAGCAAUGUGCGGACGAGCUGGUGGCAUCGGGCGUUGUCGACGGCAACCGCGUCGUCUGCUUCGGCGGGUCAUACGGCGGAUUUCUUGUUGCUCAUCUCAUCGGACGCUACCCUGAUUUCUACAAGGCUGCCGAAUGCAGGAACCCUGUCACCAACAUUGCUACUAAGUUGGGAGGCUCCGACAUUCCGGAUUGGAGUUACGUGGAAGGAGGUUUGGGAGCGUUCCACUUCGGACGCGUUCCGACCCCGGCCGACCUUGAAAAGAUGCUGAACGAUUCGCCAAUAGUGCUAGCUGACAAGAUGAAGACUCCGCUGCUGCUGAUGAUAGGGGGCGCUGAUAAGAUGGUGCCGCCGCAGCAGGGACACGAACUACAAAGCACUGAAGGCGAGACACGUGCCCGUCAAGAUGUACGUUGCCGACGACGACCACGCCCUCUCCAAGGUCGACCUGGAGGCGGACCGGUUUGUGCAAACCAGCCUCUGGUUCCUGCUGUACACAGAGUCCUCCGCCGCCGCCGCCGCCGUCACCGCUCCGGCGGCCGAUUAGACAGCAAUCUUCGCGCUGCGGCCAUGUUUGAUUCGUCUUAUGCGCGCGCGUAUCUUUGCACGGUGGCCAUGUUUGAUUCGUCUUAUGCGCGCGCGUAUCUUCGCAUGGCGGCCAUGUUUGAUUCGUCUUAUGCGCGCGCGUAUCUUCGCACGGCGGCCAUUUUUUAUUUGUCGUUUGCGCGCACGUGGUUUUGCGGUGGUGUCUUCCCCGGUGAUUGUGGGUCGCAACGUCAUUCUUAAUUAUGCGUGAUUAUACGUAUUUAUGUGAUCAGUGAUAUACGCGCACGCGUUCCACGUCGAUGAAACAUCAGAGCCGUUGCCGCAUCAUUCAUAAGUUGUGUCGGAAUGCGGAGAGAGAUAUCGUCGUGGCGACGCCUGAGGUACGGCGCUCGAUAUCGCGACUCUGUAUUUUUCUAUAAUUAUGAAGAUUCGUUUGAAUUCUGUAAAGAAAUUAUGUAAUAAAUCACUGUAAUAAUAACUAUGUA
Priapulus caudatus is the source of this 1442-nucleotide messenger RNA. RefSeq names its product acylamino-acid-releasing enzyme-like. Lineage: Eukaryota; Metazoa; Priapulida; Priapulimorpha; Priapulimorphida; Priapulidae. Gene Ontology annotation, molecular function: serine-type endopeptidase activity. The annotation marks the transcript as partial. The record is from RefSeq and is a predicted model, not a curated record. The transcript is spliced from 9 exons. Gene Ontology annotation, biological process: proteolysis.